AUGGCUGGCCAACCGGUAAAUAUGACCUGCACCGCUGCGCAGAGCCCUUUGAGCCCCUGGUAUACAUUUACCUGGUACCGACAAGGUGACAGUCUUCCCCCUGCUCAUGCAGUUGUCCAGGUUUCAGAGACGGUCUCAGUGCUGACGUUGAUGCCAGCGACAGCAGAAGAUAAUGGAGUAUACGCAUGUGCUGUACGUAGAGACGAUGGUAGCCCAAGUCCAAUGCCGCAGGAAGCCAGUUCAAAAUCAAAUAACUUUGAAAGAGACCCGGCGAUAAUGAAGAUCGAGUUGAUUGUUCAUCGUAAAUGCAGAAAUUUUAUGUUUUAUUGUUAUUUGAGUUCUAAUAAUUUAUAA
Molecule: messenger RNA, 354 nt
Organism: Protopolystoma xenopodis
Lineage: Eukaryota; Metazoa; Platyhelminthes; Monogenea; Polystomatidea; Polystomatidae
Source: the annotation of a GenBank genome assembly